ACCCUAAAAUAACAUCUGUAUUUCCGUUUCCAACCUCUGGAGGCUGGCCUUUGACCAAUUCACCUCAGUGAAUUAGAAUAAAAUAUAAAAGUCAUAAAACUAGUCGAAAAAAUGCCCCUGUUCGGCUUCAGUAUGUUCGGUAAAGUCGUGCCGAAGAUCAGCGCCCAGUCUGACGACGACGAGGAGUUGGUCGACCCUCAGGUGACUCUCAAGGAAAGUUGCGAACCGAACUGCAAAUCGUUUAAAGACAGAUUGAACGAAUGCUCAGCCAGGGUCAGCUCGAAAUCACAGACGACGGAGACCUGCGUCGAAGAACUGAUGGACUUCGUCCACUGCGUUGACCAUUGCGUCGCCAAAACUCUAUUCACCAAACUCAAGUGAAGGAAACACCGAGAACUAGUUCGGAGAGGUGAACCGCCUAUCUUUCCUUUUGUAUUUAUUUAGUUUUCUCCUCUGUACAAUAUUUGUUAUUAAAUAAAAUGGUUAUGUAGUUGACAAUUA
Cimex lectularius (bed bug) is the source of this 501-nucleotide messenger RNA. RefSeq names its product cytochrome b-c1 complex subunit 6, mitochondrial-like. NCBI's taxonomy places the organism in Eukaryota, Metazoa, Arthropoda, Insecta, Hemiptera, Cimicidae. The coding region runs from base 112 to 381 and encodes 89 amino acids. The transcript has a single exon. Gene Ontology annotation, biological process: mitochondrial electron transport, ubiquinol to cytochrome c. The record is from RefSeq and is a predicted model, not a curated record.